Aureobasidium subglaciale EXF-2481 is the source of this 1470-nucleotide messenger RNA. RefSeq names its product glycoside hydrolase family 43 protein. Gene Ontology annotation, molecular function: hydrolase activity, hydrolyzing O-glycosyl compounds. The record is from RefSeq and is a predicted model, not a curated record. Lineage: Eukaryota; Fungi; Ascomycota; Dothideomycetes; Dothideales; Saccotheciaceae. Gene Ontology annotation, biological process: carbohydrate metabolic process. Bases 461 to 1447 code for a protein of 328 amino acids. The transcript has 2 exons.
CUUAUCUUCACGCCAUGCGACGAGUGGCUUGGGAAGCUCUCGCAAUCGAGGGGACAUGUCAGCUCGCUCAGCUCGACAGAAAACCGCCUCAUUCUUACAGGUCUGGUCGGUCUUUCGGAUCAAAAUGACGAGCUUUCCUAUGGUAAAACUCGCUAAUCCGCCAUGCCCAAAGCACUAUCCGAGCAAUGUAGAUCUGCUCAGAGGUUCUGUAAUAUGCAUUGCGACGGCGAGGUUUGGCUGAUCGUGUCGUCCGAGUAAGCUCGCUUGAAAACACAAUUUCUUAGCUUCUAGUGGUGACAGAGCAUGCACUAUCGAUCGUCGUACUGUUGAUGGGCAUCUACAAGACCGCCGUGCCUCGCGCUUGCCUCAGCUCAGCUUGAAUGCAUUCUCAAAGUCCCUUGCUCAUUCUUCCUCAUCGUCUAGAUCGAAACUAUCUAUAUCAUUCAUCCAUACAGAAACCAUGACCCUAUUCCAAGCAUCGCUAGCUCUAGUCUGGAUAGUCCUUCUCCAAACUUCAUACACAGCUCCAUUGUUUCAAAAACGAUCUCAGUCCGGUCCUCACAUCACGACCGACUUCCCUGAUCCCUCAAUCCUCAGAGUCGGAGAUGUCUGGUAUGCCUUUGCUGGACAAUCGUUGUACGAUUACAAAAAUACACAUAUUCAAUUUGCGACUUCGACAGACUUCGAGACAUGGACACUUCAGCCAGGCUAUGAUUUGCUACCCGAUCUGCCAAGUUGGGUAGAUGCUUCAAAGAAACACGUCUGGGCCCCGGAUGCCAACCAUUUGGAUGACGGCAGAUUUCUCUUGUACUUCAGCGCACCUACGUAUGACACCAAUGCCCCCCAUUGUAUUGGCACUGCGAUCAGUGACGCUAUUGACGGCCCGUAUGUGCCAUCGGAGGAGAGCUUUGCCUGUCCCGCGGACCAAGGAGGGGCCAUCGAUGCAUCUGGAUUCCGAGACGCUGAUGGAACUCGCUACGUUCUUUACAAGAUCGAUAGCAACUCGCUUGGUCAGGGUGGAGUUUGCAACAACGGAGUAGAACCAGUUGUCUCUACACCCAUUCUGAUCCAAGAAGUCGAGAACGAUGGAGUGACGAAAAAGGGCGACACGUACGAGCUUAUCACCAACGACUCACCCGAGGACGGUCCGCUGGUCGAAGGCCCCAGUAUGAUACAUUCUGGCGACACAUAUUACCUAUUCUACUCGUCCAACUGCUUCACUACCACGAAUUACGAUGUUGCGUAUGCGACCAGCUCAUCACCUACUUCUGGCUUCACGAAGCAGGGCACCCUCUUUGGCACAGGCUAUGGAGGGCUCAAGGGUCCUGGUGGAGCAGACGCCGCUUUUGACAACAACCAUUUCGCGUUCGCCGCGCAGAAAGGUGAUGGGCGAAGGAACUUGUACACUGCUCUCAUCACACCAGACGGAGACAUUGUGUCUGCAUAGAAUUCGAAUGAAGUCCUAAUUGA